Molecule: messenger RNA, 1345 nt
Organism: Anthonomus grandis grandis
Lineage: Eukaryota; Metazoa; Arthropoda; Insecta; Coleoptera; Curculionidae
Product: venom acid phosphatase Acph-1-like
Exons: 8
Coding region: 185-1330 (381 amino acids)
Biological process (GO): dephosphorylation
Molecular function (GO): phosphatase activity
Source: RefSeq, a predicted model, not a curated record
GACCUGAAAAAAAACCGGCAGGAAUGCAAAAUGAAAUUCAAUUGAUAAUUUUUUUUGUCUAGGACCGAAUUCCGCGACUGUUUUUACAUUAUUCAAGUGUAAACUUACUACUAAAUGGUGCGAUUAAGUAUAAUCUGCUGAUUUAUUGUUUUACGAUAAGCAAUUACUCGUAAUACCCUAAAACAUGAAUUUUUGGCUGCUUGUAAUGUUUUUUGCGCUAAGCUGGAAUGAUAGUCAAGCAUUUCCUAUGAGGCUUCAUUAUGCUAACGAGUCUACUUUGGAAUUGGUUCAUGUCUUAUACCGGCAUGGUGACCGAACUCCUGAAACCACGACGUUAUACCCAAGCAACCCGUACUAUGCAGAAAGUAACUAUUACCCAUACGGAUAUGGACAGUUAACGAAUGAAGGGAAAUUACGUGAAUACCAACUAGGAAUUGCCCUGCGAAAUAGGUACAUUAAUUUUUUAGGGAAAAACUUCAAUAUGAGCAUUAUAGAUGUAAGAAGUACCGACUAUAAUAGAACCAAAAUGUCUUCGGAACUGUUAACCGCCGGCCUAUGGCCCCCUAGUUGUUUAAAUAUAUGGAACCCGGUUUUGCAUUGGCAACCCAUACCUUAUAACUACGAGAAAAUUGCUGACGAUAAGGAGCUGGUUUCUUACAUCGGAUGCACCCGUUUUAAUGAAGCUUUUGAUAAAGCGGUCGAGGAGCCAGGAAUAAAAAAUUAUUUAUCCUCACGUUAUAAUGAAACACUUGAGAUCCUCGUUAAUAAUACGGGUUAUUCUAGAGAGGAAAUGACAUACUUGAAAGCUUUUCUUUUGUAUUUUGGGUUUUUAAUACAGGAAGAACUUAAUCUGCCCUUAGAAGAGUGGACCUCAGCAGUAUAUCCAGAACCAUUACACUCCCUUGCCAUUGACUACUAUUACCUUGAAACAAAUACCACCGAACUAAGAACAAUAUUUUCAGGCUACUUCAUGAAAAAGAUCAUAUCAGACACCCAAAACAAAAUAAACGGCGAAUCCAAUUAUAAACAUAAAAAAAUGUUCCUUUAUGCCGCUCAUGAAACUAAUAUCGCCGGCUUGUUAUUGUCGAUAAAUGCACACAAAAUAACAGAGGUGCCCCCUUAUGGAUCUUACGUGCUUAUGGAGGUCCAUAAGAUCGAUGAUGUUUAUGGAAUGAAGCUGUUCUAUCAAGAUUAUACAGAAGAUGAGCCAAAACUAUUAAAAAUCGACGGCUGUGACGAGUUCUGUCCUAUAACUGAAUUCACUGCAAUACUGCAAAGCAUUAUUCCUUCAUCUGAUGAGGAAUGUUAUGGAAACACAAUGAAAAAAUAAAAAACAAUUCCUAUC